GGGGAAUCCUGUCCGGUGUAACGGAACUACACAACUGUGUGGCUUGAACGCCUCGAGUUUCAGACCGUGGGCAACCAACAACCAACAACCAACAACCAACAACCAACAGCCAACAAGCCACCACCAACCCAUCCGCCGUCCCGGGUUUUCCCAGGUUUUCCCCAGGUUGCCAUCCUUUGAGAUCAAGAGUCAGGAUUUUUGCGCGCUCUACACUAGUCAGUCGCCCGAAAAAGAACGUCAGUUCCCUUGGGGCCAGUGCUUCAGGAUGACGGCGGAACGACGAUGGAAGCGUGGUUUAACAAACUUCUGUGCGGGUGGCCAAUUCGCGUGGCAUACCUUGUGGGAUUACACACACACCCGCAAGCUAGAAUCUUGGUCCUAUGGAGUAGUGUAACAUGUUGCCAUAGAUUGGCAACUUGUGAAUACCCACGUUUGCCGGCCGGGAAAAGAGACAAAAUUGAGGAGAUCGUAUGGAGAAUCCCGGAUGAUGGACGGGAAAGGACGAUCAAAUUGUUCAUCAUGUCAAAAGACUGAAGUCAUAGUUGACGUCGAACCUGCAUGGUGAGCGAUUCGGGGAAUAACUGAAUCAGUGUUCACGUUGCAAGC
Messenger RNA from Colletotrichum phormii, 606 nucleotides. RefSeq lists its product as uncharacterized. Lineage: Eukaryota; Fungi; Ascomycota; Sordariomycetes; Glomerellales; Glomerellaceae. The transcript has 2 exons. The record is from RefSeq and is a predicted model, not a curated record. The coding region runs from base 283 to 534 and encodes 83 amino acids.